AUGGACAAGGCCCUGCUCGCGGUGCUGGCCGUCCUGGCCGUCGCCCUGGUGGCGCGCGCGCAGGAGCCGCCGCUGUACACGGAGGCGGUGUGGAACACGUUCGUGCAGCUGGUGCGCGACGGGCUGCAGGAGCCCGCCGACCGCGCCACGGAGGCCCUGCUGCCCGAGUACGACUUCAUCGUGGUGGGCGCGGGCACGGCGGGGUGCGCCCUCGCGGCGCGCCUCAGCGAGGUGGCCGGCUGGUCCGUGCUGCUGGUGGAGGCCGGCCGCUCCGAGAUCUUCGCCAUGGACAUCCCCAUCACGGCCAACCUGCUGCAGUUCAGCGACGCCAACUGGAAGUACCGCACGCAGCCCUCCAACUCGUCCUGCCUCGCCAUGAAGGGCGGACGCUGCAACUGGCCGCGCGGCAAGGUGAUGGGCGGGUCCAGCGUGCUCAACUACAUGCUGUACACGCGCGGCCACCGGAUGGACUUCGAUAACUGGGAACGGCUGGGCAACCCGGGCUGGGGCUUCAAGGACGUCCUGCCGUACUUCAAGAAGAUCGAGAACAUGCAGGUCCCCGAGCUGGCCGCCGACAAGGAGUGGCACGGCACCGGCGGCCCCGUGUACGUGAGCCACAUCCCGUACCGCACGCCCAUCGCCACGGCCUUCCUGGAGGCGGGCCGCGAGCUGGGCCACAACGUGGUGGACUACAACGGCGCCAACAUGACGGGCUUCGCGCACUUCCAGACGACCAUGCUGCGGGGCGAGCGCUGGAGCUCGAACCACGCCUACCUGCGGCCCAUCCGCGGCCGGGCCUCGCUGCACGUCACCAAGGAGACGCUGGCCACGCGCGUGGUCGUGGACCCCGUCACCAAGGAGGCCGUCGGCGUGGAGCUGCUGCGCCGGCCCAGCGGCCUGGGCGCGGGGCUGCGCGGCUCGACGCGGAGGGUGGUGCGCGCCAGGAGGGAGGUCAUCCUGUCGGCCGGCGCCAUCAACUCCCCCCAGCUGCUCAUGCUGUCCGGCAUCGGGCCUCGCCAACACCUGCAGGAGCUGGGCAUACCGCUGGUGGCGGACCUCCCCGUCGGCGAGAACCUCAUGGACCACGUGUCGGCCGGCGGCAUCCUGUUCAUCGUCAACGACACCGUGUCCCUCAAGUCCGAGCGGCUGUACAGCGGGGCCAUCAUGACGGAGUGGCUGGUGAACCGGACGGGCCCGGGUUCGAUCCCCGGCGGCUGCGAGUCGGUGGCGUUCUACGCGCUGGACGGCAACAAGGACGGCUGGCCCGACCUGGAGCUCAUGCUCAUCUCGGGCACCCUCACUUCGGACGUCACGUUCCGGGACGGCCUGGGGCUGGACCUGGACCUGUACGACAAGAUGUUCCAGCCCGUCGAGCACCUGGACUCGUGGUCGCUGGUGCCGAUGCUGCUCCGGCCGCGCAGCAAGGGGCGCAUCAGGCUGCGCAGCCGCAACCCGCUGAGCAAGCCGCUCAUCUACCCGGCCUACUUCGAGCAGCCCGAGGACCUGGAGCUGCUCGUCGACGGCGUCCUGGAGUCGCUGCGCGUCGUGGGCACCAAGGCCAUGCAGCGGCUCGGCACGCGCCUCCACGAGGCCGCGGUGCCGGCCUGCGUGCGCCGGGGCCUCGCCUUCGGCACGCGCGCGUACUGGCGCUGCCACAUCCGCCACUUCUCGCUCACCAUCUACCACCAGUCGGGCACCUGCAAGAUGGGGCCCGCCUCGGACAGCGGCGCCGUCGUCGACCCUCGGCUCCGGGUCCACGGCGUGAAGCGGCUGCGCGUGGUGGACGCCUCCAUCAUGCCGGAGAUCCCCUCCGGGCACACCAACGCCCCCACCUUCAUGAUCGCGGAGAAGGCGGCGGACCUCAUCAAGGAGGACCACAACGUGCGGUGACGAGGAAACCGGCAGGCAGCCAGAGCACACCCUGUGAUAAUUUGCUCAGUGCGAAUGUACUUUUUAUCAAAUUGAUAUCAAGCUUGUGGCGAUGGAAACUUCUUCGCCAUACACCAUGUUGGACUGUGAGUUUGGUGAGUUUGCCAUUGUGCAGGUCAAAAUAAACACAUCCCUCUUGAAAAACAAAACAAAGACUUCAUUUCCCAAAAUUUAUUGUAACAAAAAACAUUG
This is a messenger RNA of Thrips palmi, 2121 nucleotides long. RefSeq names its product glucose dehydrogenase [FAD, quinone]-like. Gene Ontology annotation, molecular function: oxidoreductase activity, acting on CH-OH group of donors; flavin adenine dinucleotide binding. The record is from RefSeq and is a predicted model, not a curated record. Lineage: Eukaryota; Metazoa; Arthropoda; Insecta; Thysanoptera; Thripidae. The transcript has 8 exons. Bases 1 to 1890 code for a protein of 629 amino acids.